Messenger RNA from Ananas comosus (pineapple), 2698 nucleotides. RefSeq names its product probable LRR receptor-like serine/threonine-protein kinase At5g10290. Gene Ontology annotation, biological process: protein phosphorylation. The record is from RefSeq and is a predicted model, not a curated record. Gene Ontology annotation, molecular function: ATP binding; protein kinase activity; protein binding. Lineage: Eukaryota; Viridiplantae; Streptophyta; Magnoliopsida; Poales; Bromeliaceae. The transcript is spliced from 14 exons. The coding region runs from base 416 to 2233 and encodes 605 amino acids.
CCUUCUCCCACCUAACGCCUCUCCCCCUCCCCUUUCUCUCUACAUCGACCCAUCGAUCGAAGAGAUCGAGAUCAAAGUCGAAAUCGUCUUCUACAAUGGGGGGACUGAGCUCGAAAGUUUCGGUUUUGGGGGUUUCCUUUGAAGCGGAGAGGAAUCGCGAUCUGUGAUUUGGGAAUUUGUAGGAACCCUUUCUUCGAUCCAUGACAAAAGCUUGUUGUAUGGUGUUGUUGAUGUUUGUUAUGUUAAAAGGGACUUUUUGGCUGUAUAUUUUUGGUUAUGGGAUGUGACUGCUAGUUGAAUCCUACAUGUGACUGCCAUGAUCAUAUGAUUCAGGUCUUGGAGUUAGAGGCAUACUCGGAGGUGAUGGCUUAACUAAGAGCAAUUAAAUUGAUGUACCAGUGAACUCAAGAAAAAGAUGAAGCUUAUCAGUAUACUGCUUAUUUUGGCUUAUCUGAAUUAUGUUGCUGAAUCUGAUUUUCAAGGAGAUGCAUUAUAUGACAUGAAGGUUAAGUUAAAUGCCACGGGUAACCAACUGUCUGAUUGGAACAGAAACCAAGUCAACCCUUGCACGUGGAACUCAGUUAUUUGUGAUAGUAACAAUAGAGUUGUUCAAGUAACAUUGGCUUCCAUGGGAUUCACUGGCAUUUUAUCUCCAAGAAUUGGAGAGCUGAAGUACUUAAGCGCACUGUCAUUGCCUGGUAAUAGUAUCACUGGAGGAAUACCUGAACAGUUUGGAAAUUUAUCUAGUUUGACAAGCUUGGAUUUGGAAGAUAAUCUUUUGUCUGGAGAAAUACCAUCUACCCUGGGCAAGCUUUCUAAGCUCCAGAUUCUGAUCUUAAGUCAAAACAAUCUCAGUGGAAAUAUCCCCGAGUCUUUAUCAAGUCUUUCAAGCUUAAAUGACAUUCGGCUGGCCUUCAAUCAUCUCUCUGGUCAGAUACCUGAUCCACUAUUUCAAGUGGCCAGAUACAACUUUACGGGAAACAAUUUAAAUUGUGGCAUGAAUUUUCCACACUCCUGUGCCUCCAAUAUGCCUUUUCAAGGAGGAUCUCAUAAUUCAAAAGUUGGAGUUGUGGUAGGAAGUAUUGGAGGAGCGGCAGUGUUCAUAGUCAUAGGAGUUGUCUUUGUUUUUUGCAAGGGUAGGAAGAAAGGCAAUCGACGUGAAGUUUUUGUAGAUGUUCCAGGUGAGGAUGAUCGAAGAAUUGCAUUUGGGCAGUUGAAAAGAUUUGCUUGGCGAGAAUUACAAAUUGCAACUGAUAAUUUUAGUGAGAAAAAUAUUCUUGGACAGGGAGGUUUUGGGAAAGUAUAUAAAGGAGUGCUUCCAGAUAACACGAAGAUCGCUGUGAAGCGCUUGACCGACUACGAGAGUCCUGGAGGGGAAGCGGCCUUUCUACGUGAAGUUGAGCUGAUAAGUGUAGCAGUUCAUAGAAAUCUCUUAAGGUUAAUUGGUUUCUGUACAACACCAACAGAGCGUCUCCUUGUUUACCCUUUUAUGCAAAACCUAAGUGUCGCCUACCGUUUACGAGACUUUAAACCUGGGGAACCGGUGUUAGAUUGGCCCACGAGGAAACGAAUAUCUCUGGGUACAGCUCGUGGAUUGGAGUACCUUCAUGAGCACUGCAACCCGAAGAUUAUACAUCGGGACGUCAAAGCCGCUAAUGUCUUGCUUGAUGAGGGCUUCGAAGCGGUUGUUGGGGACUUUGGCUUGGCUAAGUUGGUCGAUGUGAGGAAGACAUCUGUGACGACUCAAGUCCGUGGAACUAUGGGCCACAUAGCACCGGAGUAUUUAUCAACGGGAAAGUCAUCUGAGAGAACUGAUGUUUUUGGUUAUGGGAUCAUGCUUCUUGAGCUUGUUACCGGACAGCGUGCAAUAGACUUUUCCCGCUUGGAGGAAGAGGAUGAUGUUCUCCUGCUUGAUCAUGUGAAGAAGCUACAAAGAGAAAAGCGACUUGACGCCAUCGUGGACCGCAACUUGAACAAAGUGUAUGAUUGCCUGGAGGUUGAAAUGAUGAUUCAAGUCGCGUUGCUUUGCACCCAACCUUCACCAGAGGAGCGCCCCACCAUGUCCGAAGUAGUUCGGAUGUUAGAAGGCGAGGGUUUGGCUGAGCGGUGGGAAGAGUGGCAGCAAGUAGAAGUCACGCGAAGGCAGGAGUACGAAAGGAUGCAGCAGAGAUUCGACUGGGGCGAGGAUUCUGUAUAUAACCAGGAUGCUAUCGAACUCUCAGGUGGCCGAUGACCAAUUUAAUCAAAAUUCAAAUCCUGAUUUCGAGCAGGGAAAAGUUUUCUCAUUUCUUCACUUUGUUGUAAAUUUUGUAUUAUCUUGGGUCUUCUCGACCAAGAACAACUGCGGUCCCACUUGCAUAGCAAUGCGCUACUUUCUGAGUUUCCAGGUCUAAGGUAUUUCGUUGUGAAAACCCGUCCUUGUUUGCUUCUUCCGAUUGCGCAAGACAACAGGUGAGAAAUAACUUGUUGUCCUUGUUGUUGUAGUAGGGUGGAUGCUGUAGAAUGUUUCUUUUCGUGAUGUACUUCAUCAUUGCAUUAUCAGUUAGUUGCACCAAGUCCUUUUUUCCACGCAGAACUUGGUUAAACGCCACUGCAUGUUAUAGAGCAUUAGGCUGAACAGAAUUUUUAUUUUGUUAUGCUGUAUUCAUUCUUCAAGUUAUUUUCUCGGAAUAAAGUAAAUCAUGUAGCUUUGCAAUGA